Hevea brasiliensis (rubber tree) is the source of this 1345-nucleotide messenger RNA. RefSeq lists its product as uncharacterized. Lineage: Eukaryota; Viridiplantae; Streptophyta; Magnoliopsida; Malpighiales; Euphorbiaceae. The record is from RefSeq and is a predicted model, not a curated record. The coding region runs from base 8 to 955 and encodes 315 amino acids. The transcript has 5 exons.
UUGAUUCAUGGCUAAUUCAACAACGGAACAAUCUCCCUAUGGUUCUCGACGACGAGAGGAACCAGAGUUCAAUCUCAGAGAAUGGGCUUCAAGGGCUCAAAUCAGUCGUGAGAACACCAAAUCAAGAAGGUUUUCAGGAUCACAUAUCAGAAGUUUCAGAGAAGAUGCAAGGUCUUUUAGAUCAAGCAUUACCAUCUCUAGCACCGCUUCAUCUCCUGGCUAUCCUCUCAAAGAAGAAAUUGACCCAUCAACAUACUCCUUCACUACUGCUCUCAAAGCAUUGCAGGCAAGAGCAGUGUAUAACAGCUGGGAUUGCUUAUCACCAGAUGGGUUUGCAUUGAAUUCUAAGUGGAAUGACGCGGAGAAGUAUAUAUGCAAUCCGCUUUCAGGAGAGGUGCCAGUGGAAUGUUUGUCAGCAAAAACUCUUAGCGGGAGAUCAUUUCGUAACCCAGCAAAUAGAAUUACAAUGUCUGCACCUCUUGUUUACUCUUCCCAUUCGAAGAAAGUCCACACAAAGCCCUCCGUUGCAACACCAGAUGAUUGUGUUCAAUUUCCCCUUCAAGAAAAGAAAAUGGAAGGCAUGACUAGAGAUGUUGGGACUCAAAGUACACCACCUGACCUUAGUUCAAGUAGCCCUAGUCCUACCUCUACUCCUCCUAUUACAGAGAGAUCUUUCAAGAGAUGUGAAGCAGUUGGAGAUUCUCCUAAAUGUAAUGACAAGUUAAGAGCUGAAGGGAAGGUGGAAGAAGAGAAAGAAACAAGAAGGGAAAAAGAAGAAGAAACAACAAAAGGAGAAAGCGAAAAAGAGGAGAGAAAGAAAAAGGAAAACGAGCAAAUGUGGAGGUGCAGCAGCAGCAUGCAGGGUGGGUGCUUGUCAUGGAUGAGAAGAAGGCAACGAAAGAAACACAAAACAAGAAAGAGGAAUAUCUUUCUUCUUAAUCUUGAAGGAUGUUAAACAAAAAAAGAAAGUGAAAUAUUUGGAGGGUUUUCAAGAUUCCUUCUCCCCCGCAAACAGAAAGAAAGAAAGAAAGAAAGAGACAGAGGGAAGAGAGAUUUUGGCAAUGCAUGCAUGGAUUUGUAUCUGUGGUGGGGAAAAUGAGGGCAGCAACUAUGAAUGGACAGAGAUGAAAGAUAGUGGCAGUGGCAUAUGAUGAUGAUGAUUAUAUUUAUUUAUUUCCGUUUUAUUUCUUACCUUUUUUUUGUUUUUUCCGUGGUUUAUAGUGGCAAGCGACGUUAUGUGUUGUUUUGUUCCUUUGCUAUGGUGGAAAUUAGCUGACAGCUUUUGGGUUCACGUGGGCGCUUUUGUUUGUGGCUUUAUAAUGGAAGGGAUCCCUCUUUCAUCUCU